This is a messenger RNA of Zychaea mexicana, 949 nucleotides long. RefSeq lists its product as uncharacterized. The transcript has a single exon. Bases 176 to 487 code for a protein of 103 amino acids. Lineage: Eukaryota; Fungi; Mucoromycota; Mucoromycetes; Mucorales; Lichtheimiaceae. The record is from RefSeq and is a predicted model, not a curated record.
UACAUCAACAAACAACACUCCAUGUAUGUGUAAGUAUGCACUUUUCAUGAAAGAAUAGGGCUUUGCACAUUUCUUUCACUCUUUCCUUUUUCUUCGCUUCUUCUUCUGUUCCUUCUUGUUUUCGGUCUUAUUAUCUUGUUCAUAUCUUUUACAUAAAAAAAGUUUUAGAAAGAUAAUGCCUGUUCCAACAGCAGGGACACCAUCGUCAUCAAUAUUUUCGACAACAGAAGAAGAGGAGCUUACUUGCUGGGACUAUGUGCGUGGCGCACCUGCAGGUAUCAAUGAUUGGAUUGCCCUGGAACUUGACCGUAUCGAACGUCAAGUGCUUCCCCGGCAUUGCAAGAAUUAUGCGGCACUUGCAAACUUUCUGGAGUCCAUGAUGUACAAAACAACCAGCUACAGUUACUACUGCUGCAAUGCACGGUCGCAACAGGAUGAUACGAGCAUUACCACCACCCCCACAACAACAGAUGCUACUACUACUUGAAGCAUAGCUCACCAUCAUAACUCGGGGGAUGAACCACAAAGAACUAUGUGCUUUCGUCUUAUGGGUCUAGACACAACAAUAAAGUGCUUGUGUCUUCUGCUUCUUCUUCGACAAUAAUACCUUGUAACAUCGCUGGUUGUAUCUCUCAUUUUCUAUAUCCAUUAAUGUAAACUUUUUUUUGCCACUGCUAUUGUUAUUAUGUAAAUAUCAUAACCUUAAAGAAAAUGGUGUAUAUUGAUAAGUGUGUAGGUCCAAUCAUUUGUAUCAUAUAAUGUACCUGCUUCCCCUACUUCAUCUCUCAUCCCUACCCUUCUUUUGCCCCUCACCGUUCCUGUUUGCUGAAAGUAUGGAAUUUGUACGUAUGCGAUUAAACUCUAAUUUUUCUGACAUAAUAUUAUUACAUGGGACCCUACAUACAUUAUAUAUCGUCAUCGAUGUAUAUAGAUGUAUAAUAGAAAUCAG